GGCAGAAGAAGGGAAGGCCCAGCAUUGCUGCUGUCUCUAUGACACAAUGGGAGGCCCAACAUUCCAUCCCUGGAGAUGCUCCAAGAGGAGCAUCCAGACCUGUGUCCAGUCAACAGAAGCGACCGGCCACCGAGCCUGACUGACCAUGGCCCUGUCAGCUCUGUGGCGCCGCUCUGUGAGCUGGAGAUCAGCCCUAACCCGGCUCGUGCAGCUCUUCCGCUCCCCCCAAACCUCCGGCACCAAAGGCUCAGCCAACCUGCCUCCACCAGCCCCACUGGCAAGCAGCCCUGGUGUUGCUCUUCCAUCAAACACUGCCCGGGGGGGGCCCCAGGGCAGUGGGAAGCCCCUGGCUGGGGCAGACCAAAGUGCCCCCCAGGGUCAACUGCAACCCUACGGCCAUCAGGGGAGUGCAGUGGCCCCGGUCCCACCAGCGCGGCACAACCAGCGCAGCCCUGACGGCUCAGUCAAUCCCUCCGGGACAGCCCUGGGCAGUGGCAGCCCCCCAGACAGGAGCACCCCCAUGGAUGUGGACGCCACCCCAGCACUUAACAUCAGCCUGGCCAGUGACGUCCCCAUGGAGGAGGACGCCCCCCGAGGCUGCGACCUCUCGCUGGCCACCGACGUCCCCAUGGAGGAGGACACCGCCCGCGGCUGCGACCUCUCGCUGGCCACCGACGUCUCCAUGGAGGAGGACACCCCCCGAGGCUGCGACCUCUCGCUGGCCAGCGACGUCGCCAUGGAGGAGGACACCUCCCCGCCCAGGCACACCACUGCCAGCCACUCAGCCGCACUCCAGGUCCAAGCCAUCAGGGACCCCGUGGUGACUCCAGCCAGCCGCACUCUGCUGCGUGGGAAGGUCCUGCCGAAGGGGACUCAGGGGCUCUUGGGUUGCUCCCCGGGGGCUGCAGGGACCAGCCGGGAUCAUGGCAGCAGCGUCCCCGUGCCCACGGACCGUGGGGGCACCAGUGGCACCAGCGGCACCAGCCCCCAGCACAAGAUCCCCUCGCUCUGCCCGCCCAAGAAGAUGCCCCAAAAUGCCUGCAGUGUCCCCAAGCCUUCCAAAGCCGUCCUGAGCACGGGGCGCUGCAACGCCAUCGGCACGAAGCCCCAGGACUCACAGCAGCGUGUGGGGACAGACCUGCCACCACCGCAGAGCAGCGUGUCCCCACACGACACCAAGCUGGAAAGGCGGGGGACAAAGAGGAAGGGGGGCUCUGAGCCAGGCGUGGCCAGCAAGAUCAAGGCCACCGCAGCUGGGGCUGGGGCAGAAAGAUUGGCUUAGGCCGCUUAAAGGGAUAGAUCGUUUGGGGAUCUAUCCCAGUUUGAGGGAUAGGUCGUUUGGGGACCUAUCCCAGGUUGAGGCAUAGAUCGUUUGGGGAUCUAUGCCAGUGGGAGGGAUAGAUCGUUUGGGGAUCUAUCCCAGUGGGAGGGAGGGAGGGAGGGAGGGAGGAAGGGUGUUUAUGUCACGAAGAUGUAGGCAAGAUGCAGAGAUAGAUGUAGACGUAGAUAUAGUUAACAGUUUUCUUCUGGUUAUGGAAUAAAAGAUUUUAUUCCAACACCUGCCUGUGUCUGCAUGGAAUGGGGAGGGAGUGCAGGGU
Molecule: messenger RNA, 1598 nt
Organism: Chiroxiphia lanceolata (lance-tailed manakin)
Lineage: Eukaryota; Metazoa; Chordata; Aves; Passeriformes; Pipridae
Exons: 3
Coding region: 146-1282 (378 amino acids)
Source: RefSeq, a predicted model, not a curated record